Messenger RNA from Etheostoma spectabile (orangethroat darter), 3034 nucleotides. It is a transcript of the gene scyl3, whose product is annotated as SCY1-like, kinase-like 3. The coding region runs from base 302 to 2554 and encodes 750 amino acids. Gene Ontology annotation, biological process: protein phosphorylation. Gene Ontology annotation, molecular function: ATP binding; protein kinase activity. NCBI's taxonomy places the organism in Eukaryota, Metazoa, Chordata, Actinopteri, Perciformes, Percidae. The record is from RefSeq and is a predicted model, not a curated record. The transcript has 15 exons.
GUUUACAGCGCAGCUUUCCCUCCCUCCACGUUAGCAUCGUUGAUUCGUCAAGAAGUGAAUAGGAAUUUAUGCUGUUUACACUUUAAUCCUUUUGUAAAAUUACGUAUUUAAUUUUGAGCCACGCCGCGUUUAGCAUGAUUGUUUGGAAGCGGAAGGGCAACCGACAGGCAUAGCAAUGACUAGCUGGCUAACGUAGCUCCGAGGUUAGCCAGCUAAUGUUAGAUAACUAACACUAGCUAACUUCUCACACAGCAGCGGUACAGCAAGUACAGCCAAACAGGUUACAGGAACAAGCGCGGCCAUGGGUGCAGAGAGCAGCGCGUUGCGGAGCUUUACCCUGGAGGAGCCGCUUCUGACCCUGCCCUCCGGACUCACCAUGUACUCGGCAAUGCUCCAGGAUGGAAAGCCUGCCUCCGUGUUUGUUCACAAGCGUGGCAAUGAGGAUAAAGUCAACAAAGCUGCCAAGCACCUGAAGACCUUGAGGCACCCAUGUCUGCUGCGUUUCCUGUCGUGCUCAGUGCAGGAUGGCGACAUCCACUUGGUGACAGAGCGUGUGCAGCCUCUGGAACUGCUGUUGGACAGUCUCUCCCCAGAGGAAAUCUGCGCAGGCAUCUAUGACCUCCUGCAGGCACUUGUGUUUCUGCACGAGAGGGGCAAAUCAAGCCACAACAACAUCUGCAUUUCAUCUGUAUUUGUCGGUGAAGAUGGUCAUUGGAAACUGGGAGGGAUGGAGACUGUCUGCAAGUUCUCCGAAGCAACGCCUGAGUUUCUUGCAAGCAUUCAGAACGUGAGAGAGGCCAGCUGCGUUCCAACAGAAGAGCAGGCUGAGGGCUUUAAAAUGCUUCCGGAUAAAAAUGCUCACUCUCGGGACUCUUUCUCUUUUGGAAUGAUGGUAGAGACCCUCAUCCCUCUCCUGAAUGGCUACGUGUCACAGGAGCUGUACGACAGUCUGCAGGAGACUUUGCAGACAGGCCUGCUCAACUCUGACCCCUUGUCUCGACCCCCUCUCAGCUCCUUGCUGACUCAUGACUUUUUCAGGAACGACUUUUUGGAAGUGAGGAAUUUUCUGAAGAGUCUGACCAUGAAGACGGAAGAAGAAAAGAAUGAAUUCUUUAAGUUUCUUCUCGACCGGGUCCAGAGUGUCCCUGAAGAGCUGAUAGCUUCACGCCUUGUCCCCAAACUCCUCAACUCUCUUGUUUUUGCAGAACCCAUGGCUGUGAAAAGCUUCUUGCCUCAUCUUCUAAGGCCAAAGAAGGAUUCCAGUGGCGGCAGCAACGAUGAACAUUGCCUGCUGUCUUUGUCCCUUUACCGUAAACAUGUGAUUCCUCAGCUUCUUAAGCACUUCAAGAUCAACGAGGAACACAUCCGGAUCGUGUUGCUGGCUCACAUCCACAUCUACGCUGAGUACUUCUCCCACGAUGAACUCAAAAACCAGAUCCUACCUCAGGUUUUGUUAGGAAUGAGAGACACCAAUGAUUCCCUGGUUGCCAUGACGCUGCAGAGUCUGGCUGUGUUGGUGCCCUUGUUGGGGGCUCAGGUGGUGGUUGGUGGAGAGAGGACCAAGGUCUUUAAACGCACCACACCCAACUUUACCAAGUCUACAGAGGUCACUCCUGAAACUUCACCUGUCCAUAUAGUUGGAGGCUUCCACCCUCAGAUGGCCCAGCCUUCAAAAGUCUUGAAUAUGUCCCCCAGACCGUCAGGGACUGAAGGCCCAAAAUCAGAGGUCAGUAGAAAGAUGUCUCUACCUUUGAACGGCUUUCAUCAGGACAGUGAGAUGGAGCUACUGUCAUCCAGCCCAGAGCAGCCUGACGGUCCAGUGGAGGACUGGCCUGACUGGAGCGACCCUGAAGAGAGCGAGAGCAGAGAUGGACAGUCAGUCCAGAUCCACAUUCAGGCCUCAGAGAGAGAAGGUCCAGACAGCAGCAGACCGCCACUUUCACACCCGCCCUUGGAAGACGAGCCGUGGAACAACAUUGAGGACACUGAACCUACCUCAGAUCUCUCCCCUACAGCUCCUUUAUCACACCCAGUUAUUCUCACACCGCCCAGAGGCAACACUUUGAGGCCUGUAAAGCAUGAUCCGGAACCUCUGAGGCUGGGUGCCUCUGAACCCCUUAAGUUGACCUCAACACUGCGACCACCCACACAGAGCAAGACCACUUCCUGCGAUGGCUGGGCUCAAGAAGAGAAAGACUCACACAACCCAUUGAACACCAAGCCCAAACCUAGAGUGCCACAAAAGAAUGGUGGGAGAGGAGGUCUUGGGGAGGAGUUCACCAUUAAGGUGAAGAAAAAGGAAGCGCCGGACCCAGAGCUGGAUUUGUUUGCAGACAUGGUGCCGGACAUCAUACUGUCCUCUCCAACUCUGCUGCCACUGGACGAGGGCAGUGUGAGCGAUGCUUCAGAAAACACUAAAUAUCUGCAGGUUGACUCAUCCAUCGAUACUGUAACACUCACUGCCAAGUUCGCAGUUGACAACCUGACUGAGACUGAAACCGAUGGCUGGGGAGAUGGAGAUGACCUGAACUGGGAAGAAGAGAAUGUCUGGUGAUGUUUCAUCCGUCUGCUUCAUCUGGAACAAAGACUUGACCACCUGAAAACUCAAAUCCUCCUUUCAGAGACAGUCAGCUGGGGGUUACCUGCAUGAUGCAGUAAGAUAAUGAUGGACAGACUUUAUCUCUAUUCUGUUGGUUCCCAGACAUUAUCCGUCUGUUCAUUAAGGUACUGGAAGCUUAUAGGAUGGUGCUGAACUUGGACAAAUGAAGCCAUGUUUAAUUGUUUGCCAACUGAUAAUAGUCACCUCGAUAUGAGUGAAAGUCAUCUUGUUUUCAUCUACUAACGUUUUUUUUUUAACGUGCCAAUUUCACACUUGGCAUGAAAAUCAAUAGAUACUUUUUGGGCAAGACACAACUCAGUGUGUCAGGAUUGAUUUACAAAAGGCUUGCACUUUGAAUGAAUGUAUGAUAGAAAUUACGUAAUUUAUGAGCUUUUGGUUGCUGGGGAAGUAAAGAUUUUGCAGUGUCAAAUAUGA